Suillus fuscotomentosus is the source of this 403-nucleotide messenger RNA. RefSeq lists its product as uncharacterized. Lineage: Eukaryota; Fungi; Basidiomycota; Agaricomycetes; Boletales; Suillaceae. The record is from RefSeq and is a predicted model, not a curated record. The transcript has 2 exons. The coding region runs from base 76 to 396 and encodes 106 amino acids.
CGUUUGCUCCUGCAGGCGGUGCGGGAAACUACGCAUGAGAUAUGCCGCGUCGUCACAAAGAUGUGAGCUUCCGGAAUGAAUUUUGGAGUCGACGCCUUUUAUCCUCCGGAACGACGCCCUGAAGUCGAUCACAUACAUACUCUCACGGGCAAAUGGAAGGAGGAUGUGACGCAUUUAAUCUCCUGGUUGGACUGGAGCGUGUGGGUGAAGUGCCGACCGGCAUGUGGUUUCGAGGAGAUGUGCUAUUUGCCUACUUGGCCCUUUGGGUUCCCAUCAGCCAGCGCACCACUUCAAGCUCAAUGGGACAGUGGUUCAUUAUGGCCAGGCCCAAACAAAGGGGAAUGGAAGAGACCACAGUCCAAGUGCAUCAGACGACGGGAGCCAUAUAGUUUUUAGGAUACAU